This is a messenger RNA of Dreissena polymorpha, 2454 nucleotides long. RefSeq names its product tyrosine-protein kinase Fer-like. The transcript has 8 exons. Lineage: Eukaryota; Metazoa; Mollusca; Bivalvia; Myida; Dreissenidae. Gene Ontology annotation, biological process: protein phosphorylation. Gene Ontology annotation, molecular function: protein tyrosine kinase activity; ATP binding. The coding region runs from base 119 to 1591 and encodes 490 amino acids. The record is from RefSeq and is a predicted model, not a curated record.
AUAUAUAUAUACUUUAAACUUCGAUUAAUGCGCAACAUGUUUAAUGAAAAACAGUUCUGUGUAGACGCUUCAACGUUAUGGAUUUUUAAUUUACGGCCUUUUAGACACAGCGAAAAGGAUGGCAACGUCCUCCAGUGAAAUACAAGAUGACCAAGUUGAAUGGCUUUCCACUCUAAGAGACAUUGAAGAUGAAAUUUGCAUGAUAGAACAGCGCAUAGAUGCGAACGUAAAAUCUAACGACGAGUGUAAAAAAGCUUACAUAAGCUCUGUUGAAACAUGCAGGGAGGACGUUAUCGCUCGGCUUGACCAAUUAGUUGAAAAAGCAAAACAUAAAGGUAUAAGCAUUCACAAGAGUAACGACGCAAGUUUAAAACAACUUGAACAAACGUGCAAGGAAACUAAAGAUAGAAUUGAAGAACAAAAAUCUAUUAUCCGCGACUUAUCGCAGAAAAAGCAGCCACGGCAAUUAUAUGUUAUAUUGAGGAAGGAAUUACAGGGCAUGCGUACUAUCGUAAAGCAGUCAUUUUAUCAAAAUAGAGUUGUACAAUUUGCCUUUGAAGUAAAUUCUAAGGUACAUACUUUUCUGCAGAGCGAAAUCCAAGAGAUAGGCAUACUUCAAGAACUAUGCAUGGGAAGCGAUGAAGCGGUCGAGGACACACACAGUUUAUCGAACGUAAGCUCAUCGAAGUUAACAGCACCACCCCCACUUCCACCGAAACCUGUCAUUAAACAUGUUAAAACAUUGCAGAAAAACGAAGUGAAGAUGUGUGAACUCAACAACGAUGACAUUCUACUUGAUACCCACAUUUGCAAGAUACAAGGCACUUGUUUUGAAGUUUAUAAAGGCGUGCUUAAAGAAUCAAAUAGAGCCAUCGCCGUAAAAGCCUGUUUUGAAACAAUAUCGGAAGAACAAGGAAAGACGCUUGCUACAGAGGGAAAACUGUUAAUGCAAUACGACCACAAAAACAUCGUGAAGCUUAUUGGUAUUGCUGCUCAGAGAAAACCGGUUAUGCUAGUUAUGGAGCAAUUUUCAGACGGAAUUCUUCGGGAUUACCUCAUGGAAAACGGCAAGAAUAUGACAAAUAUACAGAAGGCCAACAUUUGUCUUGACGUCGCCAACGGCAUGGUGUACCUUUCGAACAAUCGCUGCCUUCACAUGGACCUUAGAGCUGCCAGCUGCAUGGUUGGUGAUAAUCAAGUCGUGAAGAUCUUUAACUUCGCCAAAUCGAUAGAGGCAGACGAGUGGGAUAUUUGUGGAACAUACAAAUUUCCUAUCAAGUGGACGUCACCAGAAACGCUCCAGGACGGGAAAUACAAUACAAAUAGUGAGGUGUGGAGCUACGGUAUUAUUAUGUGGGAGGUAUUUUCUAAUGGAACGAUUCCGUAUCCUGGAUGGACAAAUCCCUUAGCAUUGGACAAAGUAAAACAAGGAUAUAGGAUGCCAGCGCCAGAGAACACACCUAACAGCAUUUACCAGCUUAUGUUGAGAUGUUGGGACGCAAAACCAUUAACGAGAAUAACCUUCCAAGAAAUUUGUUCAGCCCUAACACACUUAAUGGACAAUCCACAGAAAGAGGACCACUGGAGUUAGUGGUAAUAGCUUGCGAAUUUGUCGAAAACAAUAAUAUAAAUUAAACACGACUUUUUAAUUACAGAGGAUGGCAGGAAAUUGUGUCGCUAUGUUAAUGAAAUAUAUUUAUAGCGUUCAUUCAAUACAUGAACGAUGUAAAAGGGGACGAGGCUUUCUGUUAAACAUGUCGCUAAAGAAUGCUGCAAACAUGUUUAGGUGAUGUCUAUAAGCAUGUAAAGUGUAGGUAUUUAAGAAUGAUAUCAGGUUUGUUUUUUAAGCACGUCAUUACUAUAUUUCAUAAAGAAUGCUUUAGUUAGUACAAGUGUUGAAUACUGAUACUUUUAUUUAGCGCGGCUUAGAAAACCGGACCAAGCGGCUAGUAUUUAAUAACUCAUCAUUUUAUGUUUCUAUUUUGAAAACAAUCACAAUAAUUCUGAACAAUAGGCCAAAACAAUACGCCACAAAAAAUAACGUCAUAUAAAUAAUCAACGAAUAUGACUUAAAUGUUUCUGUUGGUGACAGCUUUAUCCCAACCAUGUUAUAUAAAGCUAUGUUAAUGUAUUUGGGUAAAGUUCAACAAUAAAUACCUAAUAAUUCGAUAGAAAAACAAAUCAAAAUAUGUCGGACAACCUGUUCAAUAUAAUAUGUAAAAUAUGUAAGUAGUAUAUUGUGCUAUUAUCUUCCAUUAGUGUUUACUCUAUUGUAUUCUUCAAUACAUAUUCUCUUUUUUGUGGUGUCAUAUAACGUUUGGGUACAUAGUAUAGACAUUAAUGCCUGUAUCUUCCAUAUUAUAUAAGUGUAUAUACAUGUGUACUUUUAUUUUGUGUUUUCAUAGUUUCCUUUAUUAAAAUGUGUGCUUUCCAAUAGCGAGAAAAAAUAUAUCA